Molecule: messenger RNA, 420 nt
Organism: Cylicocyclus nassatus
Lineage: Eukaryota; Metazoa; Nematoda; Chromadorea; Rhabditida; Strongylidae
Source: the annotation of a GenBank genome assembly
AUGGAAUGGUGUAAAGAUUGUGAUUAUAUCGCAGUUGAAGAUUAUGCUUAUGAUGCAAAAGGAUUUGUAUUUGAUUUGGCAGAAUUUGAAGGUAAUAUUAAGAUGAAUUUAUGGAGAAGAGGUCAUGGUGAUUGUCAUAAAUUAUUACCUUAUGAAACAUAUUUGAAAUAUACUGGAGUAAAGUUUGAUAUAUCAGAUUUACCUCCAGUUGUAGAUGAUAAGAAAGGAUCUAUGCCAACUAGUGAUAUAUUGGAUGCAUAUGCAUUAUGUGAAUUAUUACGUCAUGAAUUGAUCGUCAAGAAUAACAAGAAAGCGCUGUCUGGGUUAACUAAAAAACAGGCUGAAGUAUUUACGACUAAGAGUAAAACAUCGCCCAAAGGCUUAAUAGAACUACCUUGGGAUAUAAAGGGAGCAUCUUAG